AUGAAAAUGAAACUAUUUAUACGAUUCAGUCGCCGUUAGGAUAGGAUACGCACACGAUCGGUAACUGGGUUAACUGUCGCAAAGAAAGUGAGAUUUGAAUCAAAAGUUAAACAGCUUGAUGGAGCUAAAGAAAGUAUAACAUUUCAAUAUCGUAUUCAUUCAACAACGCGAUACAUCUUCAAUAUAAAAGUGGAUCGUCCUGAUGUGUGUCACAGUUUGCAGUAGUUGUAACGAGAUGAAGACUGUCCUUAUAUUGGCAGGGUUCAUUGCCCUGGUGAAGGGAGGAGCCCUUCCUCACGAAAAUCUCAAAACAAAGUAUGUUGAAGAGCCAUUUAUUGAGCGUCAAAAACAAAUUUUGGCCCUUUUUGAACAUUCAGAACAAUUAGACAUCCACUCUGAAUAUUAUCAACUUGGUAAAUAUUAUAAUAUUGAGGCUAACAUCGACAAUUACAGCAACAAAGACGCUGUUAAGGAAUUCUUGAUAUUAUUCAAAGCAGGUUUUCUGCCAAAAUAUCAUAAAUUUUCCGUGUUCUACGAAAGGAUGAGGAAUGAAGCCGUCGCCAUGUUUUACAUGAUGUACUACGCUAAUGACUUUGACACCUUCUAUAAAACUGCAUCCUGGGCAAAAAUCCACAUGAAUGAAGAACAGUUUUUAUAUGCCUGCUACAUCGCCGUGGUACAAAGAGGAGAUACUACUGGCAUCAUUCUUCCAGCUCCCUAUGAAAUCUACCCGCAGUUUUUCUUCAACAAAGAAGUUUUGUUAAGAAUGUACCGUACCAAAAUGCAGGGUGGUGUGUUCAAUGGUGAGGCUGCAGCCUAUUACGGCAUUGUGAAAGAGAAUCACUCAUAUGUAUACUACGCCAAUUAUUCCAACGGCUUAACUUAUCCAAACCAGGAGCAAAAGUUGUCAUACUUCACUGAAGAUAUCGGCUUGAACUCAUACUACUACUACUUCCACACACACAUGCCUUUCUGGUGGAAAAUUGAAAAACUAAGUAUCCUAAAGAAUCGCACUGGUGAAUUUUUCUUCUACUACUAUCAGCAACUUCUAGCACGGUAUUAUUUGGAGCGUCUUACAAAUGGAUUGGGGGAAAUUCCUGAGUUCUCAUGGUACUCUAAAUUUGAAACUGGAUACUACCCACAAUUGACAGGAAACUUCCUGCCUUUCGCCCAAAGAAGUAACGAUUAUGAAAUACAUAAUGAAAACACCUACGAUUACAUUCGCUUCCUAGAUGCCUAUGAGAAAACAUUUUCUCAAUUUCUUCAAAAGGCUGAAUUUAAAUCUCCUGAGAAGCAACUGAACUUCAUUGGAAAUUAUUGGCAUACGAAUUCGAAUCUAAACGACGAGAAAAUUAACAAGGAUCUUCACCAGUAUUCUUAUGAAAUCAUUGCUCGUCACGUCCUUGGUGCUAGCCCCAAACCUGUUGCCAAAUAUGAUUUUUUGCCUACUGCUCUGGAUUUCUACCAGACUUCACUGCGUGAUCCUGCAUUCUACCAGCUUUAUCAGAGAAUCAUUAACUAUCUUAUUGAGUACAAGGAAUAUCUGGAUCCGUAUGAGUACAAUGACCUUCACUUCGAGGGAGUUAAGAUUAAUGAUGUGAAAAUUAGUGAGUUAGUCACUUACUUCGAUUAUUUUGACUUUAACGCCACGAGUGGUGUCUAUUUCAGUCAGGAUGAACUUAUUUCUUAUCCUACUACCUAUGUUAUUCGUCAACCUCGACUAAAUCAGAAACCGUUCACCAUAAAAGUUGAAGUCACUUCUACUGUAGAGACAGAUGCCGCCUUUAAGAUUUUCAUUGGACCCAAAUAUGAUCCCACCGGAUACCCAACUAACAUUGAAGAAAGCUGGACGAGAUUCUGUGAAUUGGACUGGUUUGUGUACAAGCUUGUUAUUGGGGAGAACAAAGUAGAACGCAAUUCAAGUGAAUUUUUAUUCUUCAAAGAUGACUCUAUACCUAUUAAAGAAAUAUACCAGUGGUUAGAUCAGGGAAAGGUACCUUAUGAUAUGUCUGUUCAGCCAGACAAUAUUCCCAGGAGAUUGAUGUUACCCAAGGGUACACCCGGUGGUUUUUCAUUACAGUUGUUUGUAUUUAUUUACCCAUACAACAACCAAACGGGUGACAAUCCUUUCCAAAACUACAUAUUGGAAAAUAAGCCCUUUGGAUAUCCAUUUGACCGUCCUGUUCGUGAGACUUACUAUGGACAACCCAACAUGUUUUACGAGGAAGUACAAAUCUACCACAAAGGUCCAUAUUUCUCUUAUGAGCUGAAUGUUCCUACAUAUUUCCAAUCGCGCCCAAUACAGUGAUAUUAUAUUAACUAAAGUACUUUAAUUUAGACCAACACAAACAAUUGAAAUUGCAAUGGAAUUAAACUAUUUUUAUAAUUAUUGUUCUUUCUUAGUUUUUUAAUCCUAAUCGAUCACAGUCUCUAAUAUUACUAUGCAUUUCAAUACAAAGCGACAA
Messenger RNA from Spodoptera litura, 2465 nucleotides. RefSeq names its product arylphorin subunit alpha-like. The record is from RefSeq and is a predicted model, not a curated record. Lineage: Eukaryota; Metazoa; Arthropoda; Insecta; Lepidoptera; Noctuidae.